AUGCGGCCUCUAAUGUUGAAGGCUGAAUUGGCAAAGGGAUGCCAAACCAAUAAUGUGGAAAAGGCCAAAGAUGUCAAAGACCUGCCGCAUUACGACACCGAGUCUGCCUGCUGUGCUGGCUGUCUGAAUCUCAUAGACGAUGAAGAAGUCAUCGAAGCGCUCGACUCUGAGUGGCAUGUUGACUGUUUCCGCUGUUCUGUCUGUGAUAUAGCACUUUCCAAUUGGUACUUUGAGAAAGAUGGGCUCCUUUUUUGCAAGAAGGACUACUGGAUGAAGUAUGGUGAAUGCUGUCAGAAUUGCGCACAGGUGAUCACAGGCCCGGUGAUGGUUGCGGGAGAGCACAAGUUUCAUCCGGAGUGCUUCUGCUGUGCAGUCUGCAGCUCCUGCAUUGGCGAUGGAGAAGCAUAUGCCUUGGUGGAGAGGUCCAAGCUUUACUGGUCAGUAUCUUAUAGCAGUUUCUUGUGUAGGUUCAAUAUCGAAUGUUUAGACUUGUUUCAUGCAUUGUUUGAUCAAUGUUGUAUUGUUGUGCAUUGUUUGAUGCAAAACAGUGGGACUUGCUACCGGAAGCAAGUGAGUGGCCUCAACGGGCAGCGAGUGGAGAGUACCCUUUGGGCAGACAAAAGGCCUCAUUCCAUACAGCUCCUUGAAUUGCCACCAUCAGGGAAUGCCCCAAGGGGAAUCCGGCUUUCCAUCGACAACUGUCACCCGUCUGCCAACAUUCUUAGAGUUCCGAGUACCCCCAAGUCCGUCCGCAUCUCCCAGCUUGAUAGCAGCUGCUACGAAAUGAUGUGCCUUCAUAUUGGGGAUAGAAUCCUUGAGGUAAAUGGCACCCCUGUGGCCAAUCAACCACUCAACAAGAUUCAAGAUCUUGUGGACAAUUCCACCUCAGUGAUCCAGCUGACAAUUGAGCACAUUCCCCAGAGUUUUCUGCCCAACCGUCGCCGAAGUGCUCCUCCCCCACCAACCUGCCUCUCCCUCAACAACUCAUUCAAGGAACGCCUUUAUAAGCGUCGCGACGAAGGGUACCUGAGUGGUGGGAGCGAGGGACGCUCUCGGAACCUCAAACGUGGAAAGGAGUCCAGGCCCAGGAGUUCAUCCAUGCCACGCCUUUUUGAUGGGUCAGCAAGAAAUUUGGCUACAGUCCCAUUGAACUCCCUUAGGUCGUUCGAAGACGACUUUAACUCGUCCCGGUGCAAUCUGUCCCGGACUAAAUCGUUCCGUGUGGAACCUCGCAAGCAACGAUUCUUUCGAGCGUCAGACCUGCAGCGAGGAGAACUUCUCGGUCGUGGCUUCUUCGGACAGGUGUUCAAAGUCACUCAUAAGGACACUGGGGAAGUUUACGUAUUGAAAGAACUGUAUCGGGUGGAUGAAGAUGCACAGAAGAAUUUCCUCAAGGAGGUGGCUGUGCUGAGAAGCCUGGAGCAUGAAAAUGUGCUCAAAUUCAUUGGGGUCUUGUGCAUGGACAAGUGCCUUCACUUGGUCACAGAGUAUGUGAGUGGAGGGACGUUAAAAGACGUGAUCCAAAAUGAGAGUGAGCCACUUUCAUGGUGCCAGCGAGCAUACUUUGCCAAAGACAUUGCCAGUGGGAUGGCCUAUCUCCACUCAAUGAAUAUUAUUCAUCGGGACCUCAACUCUAACAACUGCCUUGUUCGUGAACCGGAUCGAACAGUCGUGGUGGCGGACUUUGGCCUGGCACGCAUUAUCUCUCAGGGCUCAACUGGAGGGGGGUUGGAACGACGCCGCAGUAAACGCAGCCGACGCACCGAGCGCAAAAAACGAUACACUGUGGUUGGAAAUCCGUAUUGGAUGGCACCAGAAAUGAUGAAGGGGAAGAAAUAUGACGAAAAAGUUGACAUAUUUUCCUUUGGCAUCGUGCUUUGUGAGCUGAUUGGAAGAGUACAGGCAGAUCCAGAUUUUCUUCCCAGGUCAUCUGACUUUGGGCUGAAUCAAAGUGUAUUCCUGGAGAAAUUCUGCAAGGAAUGCCCUGAAACCUUUUAUAGAAUCGCUUUCCUUGCCUGUGAUCUUAACCCCGAUAACCGCCCUCCAUUUGAGGUGAUGGAGGUUUGGCUGGAAAGUUUGGCCAGGCAUCUUGCCGUGAAUGCCCCCGUCCCAUCUGACCUCUCUGCAGACAUCAUCUCUUUCCCUGGUCGAAGCCCGGCCUCGUCGGACUGCGGGACUCCGGAGGACCCUCGGCUCGCCCUUCCAUCGUUGCAGCCGAUCACAGAGGGCUUGACGCAAGCGACACAGUUAUGACAUCGAAAAAGAACUCUUCUUUUGUCCUCUUGUUCUCAUCAUGGUGCUACUGGCUAAUGAGGCUAAGAUUGAUUUCCCAUUCUAGCCUUGUCUCUUGGACCACUCCUCACUGAAUUCCACUUCUGUUUCUUUCUGCAUUCCACAUUAAGCGUUCCUCAUUUCACUCUGAGAUUUUUUUUCUCAUUCCAAAGACGAUUUGCCCUAUUUUUGCACAUUCUGAUACCGGUUUGAGCUCAUUCCAUUUCUCAUUCACCUGUGGUUGCCCAGUUCAAUUCACAUAAGAAUAUGUGCAUUGGAAUUCUGACAAAUGUUGGCAAUACAACUGAAUUAUUUUGUGA
Darwinula stevensoni is the source of this 2591-nucleotide messenger RNA. Lineage: Eukaryota; Metazoa; Arthropoda; Ostracoda; Podocopida; Darwinulidae. The record is from the annotation of a GenBank genome assembly.